CUCGUUUCUUUCGAGUUGCGAAUAAUUUGCUCUUAUAUAAAGAGCCAAGGAGCUGAGAAUUAUUUCAAGUAGCACCAACGUACUCCUGGCAGGAUGAUCGUUCCUCUCAUACCGCUGUACCUCGCUGCGGCUUUGAACCUGACGGAGAACGAAGUCGGUGGAAAGGAUAAGUGGAAAUACGGUCCCGAGGCUAUAUACGAGGUGAGAUUCGAGUGUGCACAAUGCAUCUGGUACGAGAAAGGCCACCCGGAAACAGCCAAAUCAUAUAACGAGACGAUGGAACUGAGUUGUCGUUCCAAGUCCAUAACGGCUCUGAGCUGUCAAUUGAACCCCUCCAACGAGGCCGGAGUCUUCGAAUUACAUUUCGAUCGUAGCGGUAUGAAAAAAAUCGUCGUCUCGUCGAGCAUAGACGAUUUUAUCCUCGACCUGAUAAGAGCGUCGGUCGCACAGUUGAACGUUGCCGUUGAUAUUUUCGGCCUCGGGAAAAGUCAGUUCGAAAUAUCGGAAAAUUUCUUUGCCGGCACCUGUCAGAGCCAUUACUUUUUGAGAUCCGAGGUAAACGUCACCGAUAACGAGGCGCGUGAAAAGCCCUACUCUGUGUACCUCCCUGCGGAUAUGCCGCCGAGAAAUGGGGAAAUUAAAAUGAUGGGGAGAACUCGAAAUAUUGAUAAAUGUCGAAAACGCCUCGACUAUUUUUUCAGCAAUUUGGAACCGCUCCACACUACGCCCAGCAUUUUUGAGCCUAAGCUCUUGUCAUCGAGGAGUCUUAUGACCUUUGGCGAAAGUCAUUUUUCUUCGUGGACCGAAAACACGAUAAGGUUGAAGGACCUUGAGACUUUGAUCGAAGAAAAUUUAACCGAACGAAUAACUCUGACUCUCCGAGACAUUGUUCCGGCCUCUGGUCCGUUGGUCAACUUCAAAGGACCUUCGAUGGCGGUUCCUAUUUUCCUGAAGAACUGGGUCCACGAGCGAAAUUCCUCCGAAGAGAAUAGCAGCUCCGAAGAAAAUCAAAGUUUCGAAAAGAAAAACUUUGUAGGUUGAGAAUGCAUUGUAUGCAUACCCGUUAAUUAUGAUUAUUGCAGUAAAAUAAAACGAGCCUUUCAAUAAA
Venturia canescens is the source of this 1108-nucleotide messenger RNA. RefSeq lists its product as uncharacterized. Gene Ontology annotation, molecular function: lipid carrier activity. The record is from RefSeq and is a predicted model, not a curated record. NCBI's taxonomy places the organism in Eukaryota, Metazoa, Arthropoda, Insecta, Hymenoptera, Ichneumonidae. The coding region runs from base 94 to 1041 and encodes 315 amino acids. Gene Ontology annotation, biological process: lipid transport. The transcript has 3 exons.